Messenger RNA from Didymodactylos carnosus, 4110 nucleotides. NCBI's taxonomy places the organism in Eukaryota, Metazoa, Rotifera, Eurotatoria, Philodinida, Philodinidae. The record is from the annotation of a GenBank genome assembly.
CCUAUAGAGCUUGGAUUUCGAGCAAAAUCCGGCUUUCGAAUUUUGACUUGAAACUUGCCACACUGGUAGCCCAUGGUCAUAGUAGUACGACGGGAAACAAUUCGAUCCUAACGAAUUUUCUUGCCCUGAGAUAUUGAGACUCGAACAUCUGACCCUCACCCUCACUUUCGGGUGAAAUAUUCGAGUCUCAAUAUCUCAAGGCAGGAAAAUUCAUCAGGAUCGAAUUUUUUCCCGUCGUACUACUAUGAUCAUGGGCUACCAGUGUACACUGGGCAUUUUUCUAUAGAGCAGGCGGACAUAUGCUGUAGGAGUGGUAUGAAAGCCUGUAAACAAGUUCUUCUAUAGGUUUUCGAAUAUGCUCUUUCUAACGAUGCGAUUUUCAGUACUCAAAAGCAAUUCCUUGCGGGUUUUCUGGAGAUCGGAUCUCUGGAAAACCCAUAAAAAACAUUUUUGCAUUUCGAGAACCUCACUAUUCGAAAGAUCAUAUUCGAAAACCUAUAAAAAUGUGUUUAUAGACUUGUGUACUAUUGCUAAAAUAAAUAUCCAAAUUCCUACGCAAAAUUUGCUGCGGACAAACUUUCAAGUCUAUAAUUCAAUUUGAUCGAAAAUAUUUCUGCAGAAAAUUUAAAAAGUUAUACAUCAUUCGAUGCAGUUUUUCACGGUGAUUCCGAAUAUGGUAUUAUAUUUGAAAGGAAGUGCAUUUAUAAGCGGGAAAACCAUGAAAUACCGCGAAAACGGUAUGGGUUUUAGAAAAUCGAUAACAUGACUUAGAAGUCUUAGGGGAAAAAAUGGGAAUUCACACAGAUGCAAUAUGAUCUGAGGAACAUUUUGAUGUAUUUGAAUAUUAUUUUAGAGGUUCGUAAAAGCUCGGAACUGGACUAUACUGGAGUACUGUCACUGAGGGACUGACGUAUUAGAGAUUACGUUGCUGUUAUUUUUCGAGUAAGGUGCCAAAAUUGAAACAUUUUGCUAUGUGUCGAUAGCCUACGACUUCCUGAUUCCGAAUAUGUGCUUUGAAAUCGGUUAAUAUUACUGAGUAAAAAGAGAAACUUGAUUUUACGCGUAGCAACGCGCUCAAAAAGCGUUUUUUUGUAGUUUUUUGUACUUGUUGAAGCAACGAAUUUCACAAUAGACAUAUAUAUACCAUUCGAUAGAGAAUUUGAAGGACUACAUUUUCCAUUACUUAAAUUCGAAAAAAGAGCAGCUUCGAUUUUUCACCUAAUGUCCGCCUGGAUGCCCACUGUGCAGUGUGGCAAGUUUCAAGUCAAAAUUCGAAAGCCGGAUUUUGCUCGAAAUCCAAGCUCUAUAGGCAAAAACUGACUAAAAAUUCAAUAUCUCAGCAACAAAGCACCAUGGGGAUGAACCAGCUUAGGGUAUUUUACUACUCACUGAGGUCUACAAGAUACAAGUAGUCCGAGUUCAAAAGCGAUUUAUAACCUCAAGAGGUUCCCUUGUAAGUGAUGCAUCACAGGUGUGACUAUGUUGGCUUGCAUAACAAACACCUUUGAACACGAAAAACAAAUUCCCAAAAACUUUACCAGUUAUGUUUAACUUUACCUAAGAUUAUUUUCAGAUUGAAGUUAUAAAUUUGUAGCAUAGGUCGCUCUUUCCGCGGAAUGACUCUAAAGUCUUUCCAGCCGGCUGUUUGUGAAACACAUCAGAAAAUGUUACCAAAUGACAGCAUCAGGCUCGAAAGACUUAAGUGAAGACCAAAAGUCCCUAUGUGGAGAAAUACGCCUUCUAUACAUCGAUAGAGCGUACAUAUCAACAAAAAUGUGACUUUCAUCGAACCCAUGGCAGUGUUUUCCUUUUUGGCGUAGAAAGAUCUUAUCUGUAAAAAAUAAAUCCAAAAGAAUGGAAAGAAACAAUGCUAAUGCUUAGAAUUCGCGAUCACGAUGUUGGUCGCGAAUCUGUAUUAAAAGUGACACCAAAAUAAUGGCGCUUAAAAGUACAGAUAAUAGUUGUUAUUUUCCUGAAUUGACCGGUUUUAAAUUUUAUGCUGACUUAAAGUAGAAGUCUCAAAAAUUAUAUAUAAAGAAGCCUGCAUCUCUAAGCCUGACAAAAGUUCGUACUUUUUCAUAUAUUUCUUUUAACUUUUCGAUAAAACACUGUUUAAAUCAGCGUUUUAUGAGUUGAAAAAGAGCAGAUGAAGUGCUGAAAUGUUGACAGGACCGUAACUGAGUCUAUUUAUAUAUUUAGAGAAAACGUCAAGCACCAUCGCAGACAGAAAAACAAUUUAUUCGUUACUAUUACGUUACCAAAGCAGCUAAUAAUUCAGAAAUAUUACAGAUGACUGUUGAAUUUCGACUGGUUUUUUCUAUUGAUUGUCUCACGCUGAUUUGUCAAACGGGCAUAUUACAAACAGUAACAACUCAACUACUUAUUCGCAUUCGAUUUGAAGAGAGCCUAUUUAUAACAUUCUUCGCUCCAGCAAUGUCAAGUGGUGGUAAUGGUGGCAGCAGUAAUAACAAUUUAACAACACUACAGAUACCACCAACAACAACUGUCAGUAGUCAGCCACAGUCAUCAACCUGGAGUAAACCUGGAGAUGUUUCCUUCACUCAAGGUAUUUCGAAUUCAUCGGAACCAACAAAACCAUCAGAAACAAAAACAGAAUCAACAUCAUCCGUUCAAUCGUUCACUUCAUUAUUUCCAUCAAAAAUAUCAAUCCAAAUUGAUCAAAUGCUGAAUCAUUUGCAAGAAUUUCAAAAUAUAGCUGAUGCUAGUGGAGGCACACGUGCUACGGGUACUCAGGGUUUCAAUGCUACAUUAGACUAUAUUACCACGUAUUUAACACAAAAUACAAAUUUUAAAGUAGAUAAACGGUUUUUAAAAGUUAACGCUUUUCGAGUACUUGGUUCUCCAAAAUUAAUAUUAUUUAUCAACAAUGCACAGACAAAUUUUAUAUAUGGAUUCCAUUUUUAUGCGAUGACACAUUCUAGUUCAGCUAAUUUUUCUAGUCCAGUUCGUUUAAUAAAAGUACCCAAUUUUGGAUGUAGCGAUGCAGACUGGUUAGCUGUAUCUUCGCCACCGGCAAAUGGUAGUGUAGCUUUGGUUCAACGUGGUAAUUGUACCUUUGAAGAGAAAUCUCUCCUUGCCACUAAAUAUAAUGUUGCUGGUCUGUUACUUUAUAACGGGGGGACACCGCCUGAUCGAUUGGAACCAUUCCAGGCAGCUGUCAGUGAAAAUUCAAUUUAUCCAGCCUUAACCUUAUCCUAUCAAGCCGGAAUGACACUUGUGAAAGCCACAUCAAAUCCAUCAGCAAAUGCAAGUGUUUUAAUUAAUUUUGAUGUUCAGUAUCAAUCGUUAAUUGGUGUUAAUAACAUUUGUGCUGAUACACCGGGGGGGAAUCCGAAAACAACAAUCAUUAUAGGUAGCCACAGCGACAGUGUCCAAGAAGGUCCAGGAAUUAAUGAUAAUGGCAGUGGUAGUGCAGCAAAUCUUGUUCUGGCCGUGAAUCUGGCCAGGUUAUUUCGAACAUCAGAGUACAAAGAAUAUCCAAAUCGAGUUCGAUUUUGUUGGUGGGCGGCUGAGGAAGGUAAAGAGGUUGGGUCAAAAGAUUAUGUGAAAAAAGCAAAGAAUAGCACAAUUAUUGGUGAACGUUUACAAGACGUUUUGGUUAACUUGAACUUUGACAUGCUGGGAUCACCAAACUACAAGUUUGGAAUUUACGAUUAUAGAACAACGACAUACACUACAGGAGCGAGUGCGCUGCCUGGCAGUAAAAGGUUAUCGGAAUUAUUUCGUGAUUGGUUUAUUAACCAAGAGUUACCGUGGAGUUGGACCGAUUUGGACGCUCGUAGUGACUAUGUACCAUUCCUAGCUGAAGGUAUCGCUGUCGGUGGAUUGUUUGGUGGUGCGGAACGUCAAAAAACUAAAGACGAACAUGAUUGUUAUGCUGAGGUUUUGGGACAAGGCCAAGGAGGAAUCGUGCAUACGUCUUAUGAUCCCUGCUAUCAUCAGGCUUGUGAUACAAUAGAAAAUAUAAACACAUUUGCAUACCAGAGAAUGGUCCAAGCAGCGGCUUAUACGCUAGAAUAUUUGGGUAAACAAAAGGACUUAAAAACUUGGCUGUAUUCAUCUCCACAAACGAAAGAGUUUGAAAGCUGA